GCUAGAUAGAUAACAUUAAAGAGGUAGAAACAACACUCAAAUACAAAUAGAUCACGCUUCUCAGAUUUCAGGUCAAAGACCUGGUCAAGCAUAUGGAGUCGGAGUUGUUGCUCCUAAAGCGUAGCUUUGAGAGACUGGACCGCCAAUACCGAUGUGCGGAGGAGAAAAUUGGCGAGUUUCGCGAUAGGCUUCGUGAGACUCGCAAUGAGCUGGUUCAGAAAGACAAGCAGCUUGAAGCGACAAGGAGGCUGCUGGCGAAGAUGGGUCAAGAAAAGUCGGAGCUUGCGAUUGUCGCGGAGCAGAACCGCGACCUCACUCGCAAGCUCGGCGCGAAGCUGUCCCUAACCGCCGACGCCCCUGAACUCCAAGCAAAGCUGCAACGCUACAAGCGUAAGGUUGCUGAGCUGGCUGCCCAGCUGGCGGAGGCGCAGACGCGACUGCUGAUGGCGGAGGAGGCGGCGCGCGCGCAGGCGUCGGAGGUGGGCGUGCUGAAGCGGGCUGCGGGGCUGCGCAGCGACCUGGCGGAGCUGGGAGGGGGAGGAGGAAGCUAUGAGGGGCAGACGCAGCUGCUGCAGGCGCUAGCAAAGAGCCAGGAGGAGGGCGCCAGUCUGGCAGCCCAGCUGGCGGACAGCGGCCGCAGGGUGGCGUGUCUGGAGCAGCAGCUGAGCCACCUGCAGGGCGAGGUGGACCGGCUGGUGGGGGCGCGGGUGGCGGCGGAGGAGGCGCUCAUGGCGGCGCGGAAGGAGGCGGCGGAGGCGCAUGGCAGGGCGGCGGCGCUGCAGAUGGAUGUAGACGAGCUGCAGACGCAGCUGCGCAGGAACAACGCGCACCUGGAGGAGGUGCUCACCGCCCGGCGCAGCUCCGAGGAGGCUGCUGACAAGCUGGCCUCCAAGGUGCGGGCGCUGAAGGACAAGCUGGCGGCGGAGCAGCGGGCGGGCAGGGUGCAGGUGGAGUCGCUGCAGUCGGAGCUGCGCGAGGCCACGCAGCGGGCGGAGCAGCAGGCGGCGGAGGCGGCGCAGGCGGCGUCAUCAGCUGCGGCGCGGGAGGACUCGCUGCAGGCGCAACUGGAGGCGGCGAUGCGGCAGCUGCAGGAAAUGGAGGCUCGUGUCACCCAGACUGCUCGCGAGCAGGAGGUGGAAGUGCUGCGGCUGCAGAGCCGCACCGGGGCGCUGGAGGCCUCCCUGGAGGGCAGCAAGCUGCGGGAGGGCAGUUUGGAGCGGGAGGCGGGGGCGCUGCGGGAGGAGGUGGAGCGGCUGACGCGCAGGAGCCAGGAGCUGGCGGCCAGCCUGUCAGCUGCGCGGAGUGAGGCGGAGGCGUUUGCGGAGCGGGCGGAGGAGGCGGCAGCGCUGAGUGAGAAGGAGCGGAGGCUGCGCAUGCAGGUCCAGGGCGCCCUGGAGUCCACCUCUAGUCGCGGCGCGGUGCGUGAGGAGCAGCUGGCGGGGGAGGCGCAGCGGCUGCGGGGCGAGCUGGCGGCUGCGGGGCUGGCCAAUGAGCGACUGCAGGGGGAGAUCAAGCUGCUUCAGGAGCAGCAGUCCGACUCCGCCGCCCGCCACGCCACCAGCGAGCGGCACAUCGAGGAGCUGCACGCCACCAUCCACUCCCUCACCAAGUCCAAAACCAAACUGCAGAACACCAUGCUGGAGCAGCUCGCGCUCUUCAAGGCCAAGCUGCAACAGGUGGAGCAGGAGAACCUGGGGCUGCGGAACGCGCUGGCGGCGUCCGCGACCGCCGCCCUAACCUCACCCGUCAAGACCGGCUCCUCCGGUGCUGCUGCUGGGGGUGCUGGGAGCCAGGGGAGCAAGGAGGGCAAUAAGGACAAGGGCGAGCACAAGCCGGCCUUGCCGGCGGCCUCCCCCGGCACCACCCACGACCGCCACCGGCAGCCCCACCACACCACCCACACCCACCACCGUGUGCAUCAUCAUCAUCAGCAUGGUGAGCAGGCCACCGCGCCCUCCUCCAUGGGCGCCGCCCCUGCCAUGAGCACCAGUGGGCUCAGCGGCAUCAGCGGCCUGAGUGCCAGCGUGAGUGCGGCCCUGGGGGGCGGCAUGAUGCGGGGCUCAUCCGCUGCUAAGAGCCCUGCUCGUGGCGCUGCU
Astrephomene gubernaculifera is the source of this 2096-nucleotide messenger RNA. Lineage: Eukaryota; Viridiplantae; Chlorophyta; Chlorophyceae; Chlamydomonadales; Astrephomenaceae. The record is from the annotation of a GenBank genome assembly.